This is a messenger RNA of Telopea speciosissima, 470 nucleotides long. RefSeq lists its product as uncharacterized. Lineage: Eukaryota; Viridiplantae; Streptophyta; Magnoliopsida; Proteales; Proteaceae. The record is from RefSeq and is a predicted model, not a curated record. The transcript is spliced from 2 exons. Bases 17 to 436 code for a protein of 139 amino acids.
AUUCUAAGGUGACUGUAUGUCAGUAUGUAGGAUGGACAGAUUGAUAAUCAAUCAAAACCUAACAAAAGUAGUAGCUCUACUUGUCCUCUUGGUCGCCCAAGUCUGUUCUAGUAUUAUUUGUACUUCAGGAACUUGUCGCAACGAGUCGAUACAGAUAGGAAGAAACAGAGGAGAAGGGGGGUUAUUAGUACCGAUGGAGCCGACGAAGCAUCAGAUCUACUCGGAUGGCAUCAGCAACGGAGGUGGGAGUAAAGGACGAAGGUUGGCACCGUUUCAGCUAUGCUUGCAGUGUAGGUGCUGCGCGGCAAGUGGGGAUCCAAGCACUUGCGUCAACAUGCCCUGCUGCUUCGGCAUCGAUUGCCAGCUCCCUGACAAGCCCUUUGGCGUCUGCGCUUUCGUUCCCAAGUCUUGCAAUUGUACCACUUGUGCUACAUAAAACCCUGAAUCAGUGAACGCGUCAUACUUGAUAU